This is a messenger RNA of Archocentrus centrarchus (flier cichlid), 2650 nucleotides long. RefSeq lists its product as uncharacterized. Gene Ontology annotation, molecular function: protein binding. Lineage: Eukaryota; Metazoa; Chordata; Actinopteri; Cichliformes; Cichlidae. The record is from RefSeq and is a predicted model, not a curated record. The coding region runs from base 23 to 2650 and encodes 875 amino acids. The transcript has 16 exons. Gene Ontology annotation, biological process: regulation of apoptotic process.
CCAAUAGUCAGUGGAGAAGACCAUGGAGCGUUUAAAGGAGAUGAAGAGGACUGAUCUGGCUCAGAGGCUGUCAGACUGCAGCUCACUGCCUAGAAAGAAACACUCUGUGGAUGAUCGACGCUCUGCACUGAUCCACACAGUGGCAACAAUGGCAGCUGUUAAACAUCUGCUUUUAGGAACUCUGAAUGAUUUGAGCAACGAGGAGUUCAAGAAAUUUCAGAGGUUCCUACAGAUGAUUUUUCCUCAGAAGAAUCUAUCAUAUUCCUUAUUGAGGUUGGAAUCAUCAGACAGAGCAGAGUUUGUGGAUCUGAUGGUGGAUGAACUUGGUCAGCGGUCUGUGGAGGUGACCAGGAAGGUUUUCUUGUACAUGAAGAGGACUGAUCUGAUACAGAAGUUAUCAGAGGGCAGCUCAGGAUCCAGAGAGAAACUCUCUGUGGAUGAAGAUGAAGCUGCACUGUUGAAGAGAGAAGAAGAGCUGGAAGCUGUGAGACAGAUUCUCUUUGAAACACUGAAGGAUUUGAGAUUUGAGGAUCUCAACAAAUUCAGGCUGUUUCUGAAGUUCACGUGCUUCAAGAUGGGCCUGCCACAAAUACAGACACAUAGAAACACGGCAGAAGAACUAGUGAAUCAGAUGGUGGAUGAACUUGGUCAUCAGUCUGUGGAGGUGAUCAUGGAGGUUUUAACAGACUUGAAGAGAACUGAUCUGGUGCAGAGGCUGUCAGAGAGCAGCUCAGGACUCAAAGAGAAACACUCUGUGGAUGAACAUCUGUCUGUACAGAUGCAGACAGCAUUAACCAUCCAAUCAGACAGAGAGAAGCUUUUGGGAAUGUUGGAUGAUUUCAGACAGAACGAGCUGGAAAAUUUCAAGGGGUUCCUGGGGAGCAGCGACGCUAUGAUGGGGCUGUGUAUCCCAAAGGGCCGACUGGAGGAGGUCCCCACCUAUAACCUGGUGGAUCUGAUGCUGCAGACGUACACAGAAAAGUCUGUGGAGGUGACCAAGAACAUCUUUAAGAAGAUUAACAGGAAUGAUCUGGUGCAGAGGCUGUCAGAGAGCAGCUCAGGACUCAAAGGACGAGAAACUGGAGGAAGUUCAGAGUCUGAGGAUUGUGGAAGUGUGAUGCAGGACUCCAGUGACUGGACUAAACUUGAACCUGAGGUGAACGGUACAGAUGCAGACGAGGCUCCAACUUACAGCCUUCAGUCUGAAGAAGGACACUUUGAAUGCAGUGUCUCUGGCUUGCGCUGGGUCUGUAAGGAAAAGGCCAGCUUUCAGUACCAGUUUGGUUCUUGGGAGGGACACAUGGAGAGGAUGGAAAGCAGAGGAUACAUGCCUGCAGGUCCCCUGAUGGACGUCACAGUCACUGCUGGGAAGUUAAAUGAAGUUCACCUGCCACACUGGAUCUGCACAGAUGACAUCCCUGACAUACUGGACAAGUUUGCAGUCCUUCACAUAGAUGACUGUGGAGAUGUUGUGGAGAAAGUGUCUGAGGUCACACCAUCACAUGUCAAGAUAAUGGAGCCAAAUUUCUCUCUAAUAGGAGCUCUGAUAAGUUUCUUCUUUCCUCCAAAAAUCAACUGUUUUAUGCUGAUGUACUAUAAACCCAACACAUCAUUCCUCAAACUCCACCUUUAUCCAAUGCGACAGGAUCCUGCUCUGGAACAGAGAAUAAACAAGGAUGAGACCUCAGAUGGAUACAAAAGGCUCAAAAAGCCACACCCAGACAGAUACCUGCAAACUGAACAUGCUUUCAGCCUCAGAGCCGACAUGGAAACAGCAGAAAUCCAACCAGAGGAGUUAACCUUCAGAUAUAACAGCCUGAACUUCUAUGAAGUGUACAUUAAGGAUCCAGAGGAAGAACUCAACCUUACCCUCGUAGACUCAAAUGAUGGUGAACCAGAGCAUGAACCAGUUUGGAAGUGCAAAAUUCAUACAAAUGAUUAUUCAGCAUCUGGCCGUGUUGAAGAGAAACACUCUGAGGAUGAACGUUGGCCUGCACUGAUCCACCAAUCAACAAGCCCGGGGAGCAGCAAAGGCAACCCAGGAGCUGGCACAGGUCGCAACGGUGAAAGCUCAGGAGCAAACCCGGGGAGCAGCGGUGUCAGCCCAGAUACCAGACCAGGGAGCAUCGGAGUCAGCCCAGGAGCCAGACCAGGGAGCGGCGGAGUCAGCCCAGGAGCCAGACCGGGAAGCAGCGAUGAUAAACCGGAAGCCGGCCCGGCGCAAACCGGCGAAAACCCAGAAGCAGGCCCGGGAAGCAGCGGCGCCAGCCCCGAAACAGGCCCGGGGAGCAGCGGCGCCAGCCCCGAAACAGGCCCGCGGAGCAGCGGCGCCAGCCCCGAAACAGGCCCGGGGAGCAGCGGCAAAAGACCAGGAACAGGCCCGGGGAGCAGCAAGGGAAGACCAGGAACAGGCCCGGGGAGCAGCGGCCGAAAUCCAGCAACAGGCCCAGGGAGCAGCGGCGGAAGACCAGAAACAGGCCCGGGGAGCAGCAGAGGAAACGGACGAGGCACAGGAACAGACCAAGGCAGUUUCGAUGGCAGCCCAAAUAGCAACGUUGGUAAUCCAAACAGCAGCGGCCGCGGGCCAGCUGGCUGUGGCCCCGGAUUUACUUCAAUGUCUCCAGCCAAAAGAAGUAUUAUUAAAACAUGA